This is a messenger RNA of Rubroshorea leprosula, 1793 nucleotides long. The record is from the annotation of a GenBank genome assembly. Lineage: Eukaryota; Viridiplantae; Streptophyta; Magnoliopsida; Malvales; Dipterocarpaceae.
CCAUUAAUGCAAUUCUUCCUUUACCCGUUUCCUCUCUCUGCUAUGCAACGUCACUAAUUCACUAUUGUUUAGCUGCUACCAGUUGCAGAAUUGAAACUAAAUUCAAAAUCCCAAAUCUUUUGCAAAACUAGUCAACCAACAACAAAGACACCCUUCAAUACAAUCCGAGAAGCCCUAAAACGAUAACCGAUAUCUUAGUUCUUCUCUCUCAACUCUCGGGUCUCUGUAGUUUGGUUCUGUCUUGGUUUUGCAGAGGAAAAGGAAGAUAGUUGCAGAGAAUUCCUCCUUUUGGGGAUUUGAUUUCAUGGGGAUUUGUUUGAGCGCCAGAAUCAAAGCCGAAAGCCCAUGUAAUACAGGGGUGAGUUCAAAGAAUGUAAGCUCUGAUGUGAGUGGUGCUACAAAUAGUAAAGGCUCAUCAGUUUCAGUACCUCCAACUCCUCGAAGUGAGGGUGAGAUUUUACAGUCCCCCAAUUUGAAGAGUUUUAGUUUUGCCGAGCUCAAAAUGGCUACCAGGAAUUUCCGUCCAGAUAGUAUGCUAGGAGAAGGUGGCUUUGGUUCAGUCUUUAAAGGUUGGAUUGAUGAGCAUUCAUUUACUGCUUCCAAGCCUGGUACUGGCAAGGUAAUUGCUGUGAAAAGGCUGAACCCAGAAAGCUGUCAAGGUCAUCAGGAGUGGUUGACAGAAGUGAACUAUCUUGGGCAGCUUCAUCAUUCUCAUCUUGUGAAAUUGAUUGGGUUUUGCUUGGAGGAUGAACACCACCUUUUGGUGUAUGAAUUCAUGCCUCGAGGAAGCUUGGAAAAUCAUUUAUUCAGGAGAGGUUCUUACUUCCAACCUCUUUCUUGGAGCCUACGCUUGAAGGUUGCUCUGGGUGCUGCAAAGGGGCUUGCCUUUCUGCACGGUUCUGAAACAAAAGUGAUAUAUCGGGACUUCAAGACUUCCAAUAUCCUGCUUGAUUCAGACUACAAUGCAAAACUUUCUGAUUUUGGGUUGGCUAAGGAUGGGCCAAUAGGUGACAAAAGUCAUGUUUCUACCCGCGUUUUGGGGACCUAUGGAUAUGCUGCUCCAGAGUAUCUAGCCACAGGUCAUCUGACAGCAAGAAGUGAUGUUUAUAGUUUUGGAGUUGUGCUGCUAGAAAUGUUAUCUGGCCGCAGAGCGGUUGACAAGAAUCGGCCAUCUGGAGAACACAAUCUGGUGGAAUGGGCUAGGCCUUAUCUUGCCAACAAGCGUAAAAUAUUCCGAGUUAUAGAUAAUCGCCUAGAAGGCCAGUAUACAAUGGAGGUAGCCUUUAAGACAUCUACUAUUGCAUUGCGAUGCCUGUCCACAGAAGCAAAGUUCAGGCCAAAUAUGGAUGAGGUUGUGACAGUAUUGGAGCAACUACAAGAUUCCAAUGCUCCGGGGGGCACUCGGAACAAUGCAAGUGACAGACAUAGGAUUCGUAGACACAGUGCAGAUGAUGCUAGCACUAGAACGAGCACUGCCUCAUAUCCUCGGCCCUCUACUUCUGCUCUCUAUGCUUGAGAAUUGAAUCGAAAGUCUUGACAAAAGCUGCAUUUCUUCCUUAAAAGUAUGUUGAUAUGGUUUUGCAACAAGGGCACUCAAUUUUCCAAGCCCGGUUUCUGUACAGUGCUUUAAUUCAGAUUAUGUAUUCAAAACCAAAUCUUUCUCUUGACACAAUUGUAAGGUCAGCCUGUAACACGAGGAAUGCAUGACAUGCUGAACACUUUGAACCAACUUGGAAAAUUAUUAAUGCAAGUGCUUCUGUAUUAAAUAGUUAGACCUUCCCUAUUGCUUUCAU